UUGGAAUUCCUCCAUCAACAUGGCGAAUGCCACGCUGGAUCCGGAACAAUUCUACCUCGUCCGAGGCACCAACAACAUCGAGGGUGAUGAGGUGGACUACCGCAACCUGAUGACGCACUACAAACUGGAGCCUCACCUGGCCAAAAUGGCGGAGACAACGCUGCCCACGACUUAUCACCAUCUUCUGCGCGGCGUGGGCGAGGCGCGCGACUCGCUGACACCCGGAGAGCCCAAAGGUGAUCUCCUAUCUUUACUGGAAGGUGUUCCCUUUGACCGCCCCAUCGAACCGCUCCCCGAGAGCGUAGUUAAGAGCGCUUUCCAGCUCCCAGCAGGCAGCAAGAGCGGCCCUGUGAUGCGUCCUCUUAGCAAUCGCAAGGCCCCGGGACUCAUUCAUGCGCCUCCUCCUACGGGAGCUGAAAGAGCUGCUCAGGCUGAGAAGCAAAAGGGCAAAGCUAAGGACGACAAGGAUCGUAAGGAGAAGAAGGAGAAGAAGAAGAAGAAACGAGAAAGAGAAGACGCCACGAUGCUGCAGAAGCUGCUGGCUCCUCUGGUCGCAGAGCUACGGGGACUCACGUGGGCCGGGUGGGUCGUCAGUGGGAAACCAGGCAACCCGUUCUUACAGAAGUUCACGAAGGAGAACUGCAAGCGUCUCGGAGUACCCAACUACUUUGAUUACGUCAAGAACCCAAUGGACUUGACUCGUAUGAAGGAGAAGGUGGAACAUGCAGAGUACACGAAGAUCGACCAGUUCUCGGCGGAUAUUAAGCUUAUGGCUGCGAAUGCCAAGACCUUCAACCGCGUGGGUGAACCUGUGCACCAAAUGGCGAUCGAGAUCGAGCAGCUCUACGAGUCGAAGCUUCCAGUGUACAAAAAGAUGUUCGACGACUUACAACAGGAACGCAAGAAGCGCAAGAAGGAGAAGAAGAAGCGGAAAGAGAAGAAGAAAGAAAAGUAACUAGGUCGGACACAGACUCCCACUGCAAGUGUGGCAAAUACAUUCUUUUUAACCGUACCAACAGCGCGGAUAAGUCUCAUUUUUCACAACUGGUAAAAGAUUUUCCAUUGUUCCUGC
Phytophthora nicotianae INRA-310 is the source of this 1072-nucleotide messenger RNA. RefSeq lists its product as hypothetical. The record is from RefSeq and is a predicted model, not a curated record. Bases 20 to 955 code for a protein of 311 amino acids. The transcript is spliced from 3 exons. Gene Ontology annotation, biological process: regulation of DNA-templated transcription; chromatin remodeling. Gene Ontology annotation, cellular component: nucleus; chromatin. NCBI's taxonomy places the organism in Eukaryota, Oomycota, Peronosporomycetes, Peronosporales, Peronosporaceae.